Messenger RNA from Marmota flaviventris (yellow-bellied marmot), 1779 nucleotides. It is a transcript of the gene Bsg, whose product is annotated as basigin (Ok blood group). NCBI's taxonomy places the organism in Eukaryota, Metazoa, Chordata, Mammalia, Rodentia, Sciuridae. Gene Ontology annotation, biological process: axon guidance; homophilic cell-cell adhesion; dendrite self-avoidance. Gene Ontology annotation, cellular component: plasma membrane; axon. The record is from RefSeq and is a predicted model, not a curated record. Gene Ontology annotation, molecular function: cell-cell adhesion mediator activity.
GGGACGACGGGCGACAUGGCGGCGGUGCUGCUGGUGCUGGGCUUCGCGCUGCUGGGCGUUCAGGGCGCCUCCGCGGCGGCUGGCUUCAUCAAGUCUCCACUGUCCCAAGAGGGGUGGGCGGGGGGCCGUGUGGAACUGCACUGCCAGGCUGUGGGCAGCCCCGUCCCCGAGAUCCAGUGGUGGUUUGAAGGGAACGGUCCCAAUGACACCUGCUCCCAGCUCUGGGAUGGCGCUCGGCUGGACCGCGUCCACAUCCACGCCACCUACCGCCAGCAUGCGGCCAGCAGCGUGUCCAUCGAGAAGCUGACCACGGAGGAUGCAGGCACCUACGAGUGCCGGGCCAGCAACGACCCCGACCGCAACCACCUGACCCGGGCACCCAGGGUCAAGUGGGUCCGUGCCCAGGCGAGCGUGGUGGUCCUCGAACCGGGCACCAUCAUGACAACUGUGGAGGACAUUGGUUCUAAGAUGCGUCUCACCUGUGCCUUGAAUCACAGCACCACCCAGGUCACUGGCCACCAGUGGGUGAAGGGUGACAAGGUGCUGAAAGAGGACGUCCUGCCUGACCUGCAGACAGUGUUUGAGGUGAACAUGGAGGACAGCUCUGGCAGGUACUUCUGUGUCUUCCUCCCUGAGCCCGUGGGCAGGGCUGAGAUCACAGUGAGGGGGCCUCCCCAUAUCAAGGCUGCAAAGAAGUCUGAGCAUGCCAAUGAGGGGGAAGCGGUCACUCUGGUCUGUAAGUCAGAGUCUUACCCGCCUGUCACCGACUGGGCCUGGUACAAGAUGGUCAACUCCCAUUACCAGGUCAUCACCAACGGCUCCCAGAGCAAAUUCUACGUGAGUUCUUCAGAAGCCAAGUCGGAGCUGCGCAUCAAGGACCUGGACAUGGGUACCGACCCUGGCACCUAUGUGUGCAAUGGCACCAGCCUGGAGGGCCAAGAGAAGGCCGAGAUCACCCUGCGGGUGCGCAGCCGCCUGGCCGCCCUCUGGCCCUUCCUGGGCAUCGUGGCUGAGGUGCUGGUGCUCGUCACCAUCAUCUUCAUCUACGAGAAGCGGCGGAAGCCCGAUGAGCCCCUGGAUGAUGACGACGCAGGCGCGGCACCGCUGAAGAGCAGCAGUCACCACGUGAACGACAAGGGCAAGAAUGUCCGCCAGAGGAACGCCACCUGAGCAGGCGCCCCAGGACUGGAGCCGUGUGCUGGAGCCCCGUGUCUGCGUCUCUGCCUCCAGCAGGAGUCCAUCCCCGUGUCUGCAAGAUCCCAGACUCUCAGCUCUGAGAGAACCCUCGGCCAGAGCGAGCCUGUCACAGGUUGCAGCGUGCCCCGUUUAGUUGAGACGCAGUAGGUUCUGUGCGUAGAAUUCUGUUAGGUGUCCACCAUUUAACUGUGUCACUGGAGCCCUGGAGUGUCCGCCUCCCCCUGGCCACACCUGGGCGUGUGGGUGGGUGGGUGGACCUCCCUAGCCCCCAGUCCAGUCUCCUGCCUCUCUGAGGCCAGUGCUCUGUGUUUGCCCUGGGCUUUGUGGAGAUUUCUUCAUGAAGGUUGCAGGUCUGUGGCUCAGUGGCAGCUCAGACCUCUUGAUGGUGCAGGGGGCCUGCCUACCUACCCACUCACCUGCACAGUGACCCCUUCACUCUCCCAAGUGACCCCUACCCCCUCCCAAUGUCUGUGUGCCAGAGGAUGGGACUCCAGAACUCCCCAGCUCCAGCGGAGGAUAGCAGCACCCUUUCCAGUGUUGGGCUGGGUGGGAACCCUACAAUAAAGACUGACCCCACCCCGC